CAGAGUGUGUGUGCAACCUUUUCUGUCAGUCGAACUUUGCCAACCGUACAGGCUAGUCGCAAUCUGGUCCGCAAAAAAGAGAGAACUUGUUUCAACUAUCUUUCAUUCCACAUUUUCAAUAGUUUGUUUUCUUUUUCAUCUCCUCUACCACGGAAUACUCUUGUUUCCAACAUCACCCAAAGGUUUCUUUAAUUGAAAGAAAAUGUCCAGCAGAGGAGAAGAAACCCAACAUGAUGAAGAACGGCCACGGCCUGUGCGUUUCAGCAUCUUUGGACAAAUUCAACAACAGCAGCAAAGAGUUUCGAUGUCUCACCAUCAUGUCUCCAUCAAAGCUGAAAGUGGGGAAUACAUGGACGAUCGUUAUAAUGACGAAGAGGAUGUCCACCAACACCAAUUAGAGGAUGGGGAAGAUCAACCUUUGGAUUUUUCGGCUAAAAAACCAGAACCUAAGAUCACGGCCAAAGUUGCUGUUAGGCCGAGCAAUGGUCACGAUCAUCAUCAGCUACAUCAUAGCCUCCACGGCCAUUUCCCUACGCCCAGCUGGGUCAUGCCGGCCACCAGUCAUUCGAGUGAAAGCGGAGUAUCGGAUUUGUGUUCCAAUUCACCUCAAUCGGACAAUGAACCACCUAUGCCGGCCAAGAGUCCGCUAGGCGGAUCUCCUCUUGCCCAGCAACCACGUGAAAUCCAGCUGCCUCAACAGCCUAAUCGGAUGCCCCAAGUUCCGUCUCCUUUACCCGCAGCCCUCAGCGCCAUCUAUGGACCGCUUGCAGCUUUACAAAACAGUCGGGCGGCUGUGAAUGGCGGAAUCGAUCCGGCCAUUACGGCGGCCACCACCCAGCUUUUGUCGAAUUUGGCGGCAGUUACAAAUGGUGGAAAAGGUGGCAAAAAUCCUAGACCCUUCAAAGCUUACCCUCGCGAUCCUAUGAGUCUUCCAUUAGGCCUUUACGGAUUACCGAUGGCUGGAAAUCACAAUGCUGGAGAAGAAACUGUCAUGACGCAAGCCUCAAACGACGCUUACGCUGAAUUCAGACGUCAAAUGUUGUCUCAAGUCAAUGCCACAAAGUCCAAACGCAAAAGUACCAACGAAAAUGGCCACAGCCGAUCCAACAGCGUCAACGGCGACAGUGACGACAACACUAUUCACGGACACAAUGGAAAUGACAGUGAUGUACCUGAAGCGACUCAUAUUCGUGGAACGGUCUCUGUAACGGAUAUGCGGCUGAUUAGCAACGAUGACGAUUCCGAGCACUCCGCCAAUGAUUCCAUCCACGCACCUAGUGGAGGCAUCAAAUCUCCAGCCAUUAACAAUAACGUCGGAGAUAUGUCUUUACUGGGGACGUCCCCCGGUGGAGGAAUGAUGCCCGUCUCCGCUAUGGCUGCCACGACUUCAGGCCACUCUUCAUCUAACGGAAGUGGAGGCAAAAAACGCGGACGGAAUGGCGAGGAAAUCAAGGAUGAAGCUUACUGGGAAAGAAGACGAAAGAAUAACGAAGCUGCCAAGAGAUCCCGUGACGCCCGACGUGCCAAGGAAGACGAGAUCGCUAUCCGCGCCGCAUUCCUCGAACAGGAAAACCUCAAGCUUCGUUUCGAGCUGGCCAAUCUCAAGAACGAGACGGCCAAAUUGCGUUGUAUGAUUUACAACAGUUAGAA
Daphnia carinata is the source of this 1650-nucleotide messenger RNA. RefSeq names its product protein giant-like. Gene Ontology annotation, molecular function: DNA-binding transcription factor activity, RNA polymerase II-specific; RNA polymerase II cis-regulatory region sequence-specific DNA binding. Lineage: Eukaryota; Metazoa; Arthropoda; Branchiopoda; Diplostraca; Daphniidae. The transcript is spliced from 5 exons. Gene Ontology annotation, cellular component: nucleus. Gene Ontology annotation, biological process: regulation of transcription by RNA polymerase II. The coding region runs from base 203 to 1648 and encodes 481 amino acids. The record is from RefSeq and is a predicted model, not a curated record.